CAAAUAUGUUCGUUAUUGUUAGUUUAUUGUUCAAAUGUAUCAGUAUUUGUGUUUAAUUUAGUGUUUUUUAUGAGAUUUCAAUUGGGUUUAAGUUCAAAGAUUUGUGCACGUAACAUGUUCGACGAAAUGCCCCAAUAGUUUUGGAAUUAGGUAUUGUAUGAUAUGGUGUAAAAUUAUGGUUAUAUUUUAUGGGGUUUUUUCUCAGUUGUUUGUGUGGUGACCUGCUUCUUUGUUGGCAAUCAGUCAGUCUUUAAGGGUUGACUGUCUGCCACUUGGAUGAUGGGUCCAGAGAGUCAAGAACACACAAGUAGAACACUAGACCAUGUUCAUGGAGUUCAUGUGAUUCAACAUUCACCAUUUGGGUUCUCCCAAGAUGGAACCUUUCAGCAGUCAACAGAUGGAAGGUUGACUGUAGGAGUUAAUCAGCUUUUAAGAGUCCAUACUGUGCAAGUAUGGCAGCAGAGACCAGCGUGUUUACGGCCCAUCCAUAGUUGUAUACAUGGGGAUAGACAUCUUGGUGAGAGAAUUGCAAAUGUGCUUACUUCAAUUCCUUUUAUUGCUUGUGGUAUCCAAGCUCCAAGAAAGAAUUUGAAUUCUAAGCUUUAUGCUAAUUCAUUAAUCGGAGUAGGAAUUGCUUCAAGUUUGUACCAUUCUUCCAAAGGGAGAUUGCGAAAGUAUUUACGAUGGGCCGACUACACGAUGAUAGCUACGGCUACAGUGUGCUUAUCAAGGGCUCUUAGAGACGAAAAUCCAAAACUUCUGAUGGCCGCAUCUGCUUUGUGUCUUCCUAUUCAACCACUCAUUGUUUCACUUGUUCAUACUGGGAUGAUGGAGGUUGCGUUUGCAAGAAGAGCGGUGAAAGAUCCGGAUCUUAAACCCUUACAUAACGUUCACAAAUUGUCGGCACUUUUAGGUGGGGCGUUUUUCGUGGCUGAUGAUCUGUUUCCUGAAACACCGUAUCUUCAUGCUGGUUGGCAUCUAGCAGCUGCUAUAGGUGUUAGUGCUUGUAACAAGCUUCUAGAAUAGCAUAAUCCAAAUUUGUCGAUAUUUAUCCACUUAUCGGUGGAUUGUACAAGUCAUUAAGUAAAAAAUAAAGAUCAAGUAUCAUCAAUUUGAUACAUAUAUGUAAAAGUAGGUUUGUCAGUAUAUUUAUGUUUAAAACCGAUUGCGGUUUAA
Messenger RNA from Helianthus annuus (common sunflower), 1176 nucleotides. RefSeq lists its product as uncharacterized. NCBI's taxonomy places the organism in Eukaryota, Viridiplantae, Streptophyta, Magnoliopsida, Asterales, Asteraceae. The record is from RefSeq and is a predicted model, not a curated record. The coding region runs from base 277 to 1026 and encodes 249 amino acids. The transcript is spliced from 6 exons.